AUGUCGCAACAUCCGAGUGAUUCUGAUAAAUUUGUUCAACCUGCUGUUCCUCACUUUGAUGGUCAUUAUGAUUAUUGGAGCAUGUUGAUGGAAAAUUUCUUAAGGUCAAAAGAAUAUUGGUCUGUCGUUGAGGAUGGAAUCCAAGAGCUAGAAGACUCAAAGAAAAAGAAGUAUCAAGGCAAUGUAAGGGCAAAGCGUGCACUGCUUCAAACCUUACGAGGGGGAUUUGAGAAUUUGCGCAUGAAGCCAGGAGAGACUAUUUCAGAUUAUUUCUCCAAAAUAAUGACAAUCGUCAAUAGGAUGCGUACGCAUAGAGAAAAGCUUGAAGAUGUUGCUGUCAUUGAAAGAAUUUUACGAUUCUUGUUACCGAAAUAUAAUUUUAUUAUCUGCUCAAUUGAGGAAUCAAAAUACCUCGAUGCUCUUUCCGUUGAUGAGUUAGAGAACUCAUUAAUAAUUCAUGAGUCAAAAUUCAUUUUACAGGAGAGUGAAGAGCAAGUGUUGUAUGGUCAUUACCGUAGUGAAUGCUAUACCAACCUGAAUGGAAACAGUGACGGAGGUCGAGGCCAUUGGAGAGGGAAUGGUAGAGACUGUGGCAGAGAAAAGGUAAAUUUUGCACCAGUAACUGAUAAACCGGAAGAGGAAGAAGUUACCCUAUUAAUGGUGUGUGAUUCGAAUGAAGAGACUCAAAAGAAUUUAUGGUAUCUUGAUACAGUAAAGUUUGGUGACAACUCUCUUAUUUCUGUCCAAGGACGAGGAAAGGUAAAGAUCCAAACAAAGUUCUCAUCUGUCCAAAGUUUUUGUGAUGUUUUCUAUGUUCCGGAUCUAAAGACAAAUUUACUUAGCGUGGGUCAACUCCAAGAAAAGGGUUAUGAGGUGAUUAUCAAGGAUGGAGUGUGCAAGAUCCAAGACGUCAAUCUUGGGUUAAUUGCUAAAGUCACCAUGACGGCCAAUAAAAACCCUGCACAUGCUGUUCAAAAUAUGACACCGGAAGAAGCUUGGUCAGGUCGACAACCGGAUGUGCAUCAUUUCAGGGUGUUCAGAUGUGUUGCUUAUUCUCAUGUGCUGGAUCAGAAGAGGACAAAGCUUGAUGACAAGGCUGAGAAUGAUGAGAUCACAGAACCAGCAAUGGAACAACAUACAGCUAAAGCAAAUCAACAAAACGGGCAUGAUUGUGAUCCUGUGAAUUUCGACUAUGCUUGUAAAGAGUUGAAAUGGAAGGAAGCUAUGAAUGACGAGAUUGUUGCAAUUGAAAAGAACAACAUUUGGGAGUUAACUGAUCUUCCAAGAGGAUAA
Molecule: messenger RNA, 1293 nt
Organism: Gossypium raimondii (Peruvian cotton)
Lineage: Eukaryota; Viridiplantae; Streptophyta; Magnoliopsida; Malvales; Malvaceae
Exons: 7
Coding region: 1-1293 (430 amino acids)
Source: RefSeq, a predicted model, not a curated record